Messenger RNA from Amphimedon queenslandica, 1735 nucleotides. Its product is annotated as beta-1,4-galactosyltransferase galt-1-like. The coding region runs from base 43 to 1527 and encodes 494 amino acids. The transcript has a single exon. Gene Ontology annotation, cellular component: cytoplasm. Lineage: Eukaryota; Metazoa; Porifera; Demospongiae; Haplosclerida; Niphatidae. The record is from RefSeq and is a predicted model, not a curated record. Gene Ontology annotation, molecular function: glycosyltransferase activity.
CGCCCAUUUUGUCUUAGACAAACAAUUUGAAACAGACCAAAAAUGGGCUCAAGCAAAGUGAAAACUAUGCUAGGAUUUGUCCUGUUCCUUCUGUGGCUCACAUUUAUGAUGCUACUAGUCUCUAUAUCCAAAAAGAGACAAACUGUCACUGGGGUACAUCAAGAUCUACACCAAAUAGAACUACCAACUGUACCUAAAGAGUUUAGCUCGAUAACACAACACUCUCCUCGACCUAGUAGCGAACCUAGUGUCUCAAGUAGCAUUAAAACUACACCAGUAACGAGUAAUCCAACGUCCAAAGCUACAAUAGCUACUACUGUGUAUCAUAAUGCACUACCAGAUGUCUCUUGGGUUCCACUUUGGUCAGAGAAUACCAGUCAAUUAUGGGGAGAGAGAGCAUAUAUUGAUGACAGAGCCGCUGUUCACAAGAAUCCUGUUGUUGUAUUGAUUGGGUUUAAGGAAUCAAGAGCUGAAAGAGUCAGAAAUGGCUAUCGAUGGUUUUGUCACAUCACAUAUUCAAAGAAUGUGACUCCGAUAUGUACUGGAUUGGUUAACAUUGAUCAACUCGAGUAUCAAUUUGCCAACAAUCAUGGCUGGUCUCUCCCUUCUUUCUUUAUUUGUCCUCUUACAGCAUCCAUUGAUGAUCAUCCCUUGAAGGUUGCUCUAACUGCUAAUAGCUGUAAAUCAAGACUACAUUCUCAUUUAAUUCCAAUUACAGGUACAUCAAAGAGUAAACCACUCAAGACAGUCGGAAUAUGUCUCCACAAAGCGCUCUUUGGACUAACUGACCCACAACUAAUAAUUCAAUUUAUUGAGACUCACAAGUUGUUCGGUGUCAGUUUGUUCACCAUAUACAUUCAAGAGGUCUCCAAUGGGGUCCGUGACAUAUUGUACAGGUACUCACAGGAAGGCAUUGUGGAUGUGGUUGAGUGGAGGAUCAAUAUAACAAUGGAUGUAAGAGAUUAUGGACAGGUAGGGGUGAUCCAUGAUUGUUUAUACAGGAACAAAAAUCGUGUCAAGUUUUUAGGAUUUUUAGACAUUGACGAGCUAUUUGUUCCAAAGAAUCAAAGAAAGCAGCUUCCAGAGGUACUUGAAGGAGCAGACAAACCUCAUCUUGGCUCAUUUAGAUUCAGCCACGUCUUCAUGCACAACGGUAGCUAUGAGAGCUCAUUGCAAGAACCAGUAUGUUCAAAAGUCCACGUCCCAGUCUACUUUCAAAGAUACAAGAGAUCAAAUUACGAUGAGAGUGUAGGAGUAUACGAUAAACUCGGCUCAAAGACAAAAAUAUUUGUGAAACCCAAUGCAAUAGUUAGAAUGGGUAGGCACAGCAUGCGUCUACGACCUAUACACAAAUUUGCUCCUGGUUUCAAUGAGUUUGCAAUCCCUGGUCAUAUGGGGCUCCUAUUUCACUACAGACACAUUAUUGAUGGAAAGUACGAGCGAAGACCGCUUGUGAAGGAUCUCACUAUGUCACAGUUUAGAGACGAUUUGAUGGAUACCAUUAAUUCGAAGCUCUGCGUUACCUAGAAUGCAUAUUUUUUAUCAUAUUUAUAAAAUGAACUUAUUGCAAUUGUAUGUUCCCAUGAUAUAUACAAUGAUAUGGUAUACCACACCUUUCGUUAAAUUUUAAUUAGCCAUCGAUAUGAUGAAACAUGCAUUAGCAAUUUUUUUUAGCUAUGCACUUCAUAACUCUUAUGCACUAGUUGUUUGCAUUCCCACUUAUCAUAGACAUCAA